Oldenlandia corymbosa var. corymbosa is the source of this 3516-nucleotide messenger RNA. NCBI's taxonomy places the organism in Eukaryota, Viridiplantae, Streptophyta, Magnoliopsida, Gentianales, Rubiaceae. The record is from the annotation of a GenBank genome assembly.
GGAUUAAGGCCCAAAGAAAAUUCUCAUAUACACACACACACACGCAGUGAAACUUCGACAGGCAUUAUACCUUUUGCCCUCGCCGGAACAAAAAACCUUACUGAUCGGCCGACGGGCAUCAGCUUCGGAGAAGGAGAUUGAGAAUUAGGGCUGAGGGAACAGUCAACUUUGGAGAUUAGGGCUUUAUUACAGUCAUCACCAGUCUGAAACAAUGGACGCGGCCGUCGAUUUCAGUUCACCUGUGUCCACGGGAACUACCAUCAUCGGAGUUACCUACAACGGCGGAGUUGUGCUCGGAGCAGAUUCACGUACCAGCACUGGUAUGUAUGUUGCUAAUAGGGCAUCCGACAAAAUCACGCAGCUAACUGACAACGUGUAUAUCUGCCGCUCUGGAUCGGCAGCUGAUACACAGAUUAUUUCAGAUUAUGUCCGCUACUAUCUUGAUCAACAUACGAUUCAGCUUGGGCAACCUGCAACAGUCAAAGUUGCUGCAAAUCUCGUGAGGUUGAUUGCAUACAAUAACAAGAACAUGCUACAAGCUGGAAUGAUUGUUGGUGGGUGGGACAAAUAUGAAGGGGGAAAGAUCUAUGGUGUACCACUUGGAGGAACACUAAUUGAGCAGCCUUUCAGUAUUGGAGGUUCGGGAUCUACAUACUUGUAUGGUUUUUUUGACAAAGAAUGGAAGGAAGGAAUGACUCAACAAGAAGCCGAGGAGCUGGUGGUCAAAGCUGUCUCUCUCGCCAUUGCUAGAGAUGGUGCGAGUGGUGGUGUAGUCCGGACUGUGACUAUUAACUCUGAAGGGGCAACCAGAAAUUUCUACCCUGGUGACUCCCUUCCUCUAUGGCAUGAAGAAUUGGAACCACAGAACUCGCUGCUUGAUAUUUUGGCAUCUGCACCGCAGCCAAUGGAUGCUUGAACAUGUGGCACUGUAAACAAAGGAGCUGUCUAGUCGAAGCCUUACUAUUGGAAUCAACCUGUGUGGUCGAAAGUUUGCUUCUGGAAUCUAAUUCUGUUCGAGGCUUAUAGUUCUAUUUUGUACUGUUAAAUUUAUCUAUCUACUUCUUUUUAGCUUUUCAAAUUACUGAAACCAACCUUGUUCAAAAUCCUUAUCCCAGCUUUUCGUUUGAUUUUAUAUGGUUUUCCUUUUGAAUUUCCAAUGUUCUAUUUUUGUGUGAAUGGAGCCAGCCUUGAGGGUUAACAAAAAACAUUUGCAUUAAAUGCAUGGAUCAAAAGCAAUAUUUUCACAUGGAUACAAAUAAUGAAUAUGGUGGACAUACUUAAUCAGAAGUAGGAUAUCUCGUGGCUCUUAUUAAUAUUUCACCUUCUCAUUUUUGUGUUAAACUUGUGGAGAUCUCUUAAAGUCUGUUGCUUUAAAAUGUUAAUGAUAGCAUGUAAAUAGUCUAUGAAGGGUGAAGAUUGUGGAUGAAUGCCAACAGAACUACAGUUGCUAUAUUUCUCUUCAGACAUUUUUGUGAACCGGAAGUAUCAAUAACUGCCUUUUUGUCAGUGCUUCUGAACAACAUUUUAGAAAGAACUGAAGGAGUAUACUCCAGCAAAUUAGCAUCCUUAUUAGGAUUCGAAAGUAAUCCAAACCCUAGAUACAGACAGAGCGUUGUUCAAUUCUAUGCCUUAAUUGGCUUAAAAACAACAGUGGAAUGUUUUGCAAUGUGCAAGCUGAAUUGUCCUCCUUUUUCGCUCACAUCAACCUUGUCCAACCCUGAAGGAGCCUGCAUUUCAAACUCUGUCACCAAUUUAGCCACCAUUAGUCCUAAAAUAGGCAAUGCAAGAAUGAUCCCGGGGCAGCUUCUUCUCCCCAUCCCAAAAGGCAAGUACCUAAAAUCAACUUUACCACCAGCAAUGGCAGCCUCAGUGCCCCUCUCUUCCUCCAAGAAUCUCUCCGGACGGAACUCCUCUGGGUUCUUCCACCAUUCAGGGUUGUUAGCCAACCACCAUGCAUUCACAACCACCUUUGAUUCUUUAGGAAUGGUGUACUUUCCCAACUUUGCCUCUUCAAGGUUCAUAUGCGGCACAAGCAAAGGUAUCGGUGUGUGGAGUCUCAGUGCCUCGUUGACAGUGGCUUGUAAAUAUGGUAACUCAUGAAGGUUUGAUUCCGUGACUGGUUUUCCUUUGAGGUUCGUACGGAUUUCGUCUCUGAUUUUGUUUUGAACGUUUGGAUGGUUCACCAACUCUGCAAUAGUCCAUUCCAUUGACCAGAGGGUGGUUUCAAUUGCUGCGACGUUGAUGUUUUCAACAAUGUACAGAACAUUUUCAGCACUGAUCUCUCCUUUCUUUUCAGCAUCAAUUAUGUGAUCAAUGGCGCAUGUUAUCUUGUGUUUUUCUCCAUUUUCUGCCAUUAUUUUCCUGUACGAGACGUUAAUAUAGUCAGAUAGGAUAUGCAUUUGAUCAGCAAGACUAGUUGGUAAGAGACUGAAUUACUUGAUCAUCUGUCUCACCUUUUGUUUUCCACUACUGAAAACUGAGGCAUUUUAACAACUACAACUGAUUAUGAUAAGUAUUGUAGCAAGUGUCAUCAAAAUUAACUUCUUUUUCUUUUUCAAGAAACUGCUAUGCAAGUGAAAUGCAAACUUUGUUAAGAUAAUUAGAAACGGCACGAAUUUCCAAUCAGAAAAGCAUGUGUUACCUUCUUUCCUCAACAUAAUGAUUGUUGAAGAAUGCCAAUCUUUUUCUCUGCAAAUCCCUGCAUCUGUUCAGAUACCCUCUCAAGAAUGGCCUAAGCAAAGGAAUAUAUUCUCCAUAAUUGUACUCAAAACUCUGUGCCAAGCGGCUUCUUUCGGAAUUGAACUGGGAAGCUUGAAUAAACAUUGGAUCACUCAGUGACUCGAAUUUCGCAUCAAACAUCAUUCUGUAAAGGAUGUUAUAGAGCAUCAACUGCAACCUUUUCCUAAUAACAAUCCCUUCUGUUUGCACCUUUUCGUCAUUUCUCAAAUCAUGAAGGACUAAAUCCAUUUCAUCUUCCCACAUGUCACUGUACUGAUGAACAACCUUGUUGGUGAAAAAUGGAAGCGUCAUUAUACGCCUCAUUUUCCGCCAAUGCUCGCCAUAGAUUGUGAAAACCAUGUCUUGUCCGUUUCCUGUGAAGAUAUCAAACACGACAUUACGCGGGCGGGAGCCAAAUUCCACUCCUUGUGAGUGCAAAACUUGUGUUGCUAGCUCUGGAUUAGAUACCACAACCAAGUUUUUCGACCCGAGUUUGAGUAAAAACACGGGACCAUAUGUUUGAGACAUCUUGGAAAGGAUUCUGUGGUUCAAGUCAUUCCCAACUUGCAGCCAGUUUCCAAAGAUUGGAAUGGAAAAUGGCCCUGGUGGGAAUUCUUCACCCUUUGAUCUCCUGAACUGGAGAUAAUGAUUACGUAACGCAAGAAAUGGGAUUGCAAGAAAAAGGGUGUAUUUCAGAUUGUUGAAUGACAGAAUUGCUAAAGUUAAGAGAGUAAACAAGAUGGAAUUUGUGAGUAGUCUGGCCAUGGUUGCUGAACAGGCACAGGAAAAUCAGAAAAU